AUGAUGGGGACGGACCUGAUGUGGAGCAGAAAACCGUACAUUAGCCCGAAGUAUGACGUCGCCAAGUUACAUUCCGUGGUCGGUAGUAGGGAACAAGCAUGCCUAGGUCCUGGUACAGAGAUGCUUGGUAUCAAUAAAACGGCUCCAGAGCAUCGGUCCGUACAUGUACUGACUUCAGAAAACACGAAAACUAUCACGACUCCAUUUGGGAAUGUAGCAACCAUCUCCGUGACGUAUGAGGAAAGGCGCUAA
Molecule: messenger RNA, 252 nt
Organism: Bipolaris oryzae ATCC 44560
Lineage: Eukaryota; Fungi; Ascomycota; Dothideomycetes; Pleosporales; Pleosporaceae
Exons: 1
Coding region: 1-252 (83 amino acids)
Source: RefSeq, a predicted model, not a curated record